Molecule: messenger RNA, 1085 nt
Organism: Stegostoma tigrinum
Lineage: Eukaryota; Metazoa; Chordata; Chondrichthyes; Orectolobiformes; Stegostomatidae
Product: troponin T, cardiac muscle isoforms-like
Exons: 10
Coding region: 16-735 (239 amino acids)
Biological process (GO): sarcomere organization; cardiac muscle contraction; regulation of muscle contraction
Cellular component (GO): troponin complex
Molecular function (GO): troponin C binding; tropomyosin binding; troponin I binding
Source: RefSeq, a predicted model, not a curated record
ACAGCCUCAUUUAACAUGUUUAAGACUGCAGUCCACCCUCUUGCAUCAGAAGAGACAAAGCCGAAACCAAAGUUAUUUGUGCCAAGCCACGCUCCCAAAAUUCCUGAUGGUGACAAAGUUGACUUUGAUGACAUUCAGAGAAAACGUAUGGAAAAGGAUCUGUUGGAACUGCAAACUCUCAUCGAAGCCCAUUUUGAGAGGAGGAAAAAGGAAGAAGAAGAACUCGUUGCUUUAAAAGAGAGAAUUGAGAAGCGCAGGGCUGAAAGAUCUGAGCAACAAAGAAUCCGAGCUGAAAAGGAGAAGGAGCGGUUGAACCGAGCGGCUGAGGAAAAAGCGAGAAAAGAAGAGGAAGAACUUCGGAAAAAAGCAGAAGAGGAUAUGAAGAAGAAGAAGGUUCUGUCGAAUAUGGCACAUUAUGGAGGCUACCUGCAGAAGACUGAAAUACGUCGAAGUGGCAGGAAGCAAACAGAGAGAGAAAAGAAAAAGAAGAUUCUGGCAGACAGACGCAAACCACUAAAUACAGAGCACCUCAGUGAAGACAAACUCAAAGAGAAGGCACAGGAACUAGCAGACUGGCUGAUGCAACUGGAGGGCGAGAAGUUUGAUCUGUCUGAAAAACUGAAGAGGCAAAAAUAUGAAAUCAACCUGUUGCAAAUUCGCGUCCAUGAACAGAUGGGAAAAUUCAGUACAAAAGGAGCUCGUGGGAAGGGCAAGGUGGGUGGCCGUUGGAAGUAAUAAUGGAAUGGGCUCAUCGAAGGAAGCAAACGCCACUGACUAACCAGAAACUUGAUUUCAAGAAGAAGGAUAAUUGACAGUGAAAUUGUUCAAAAAGGCAUGAUCAAAACAAUGAUAAGUUUGUUUUAAUGUGAAGAUUUAAAUUAAUAAUUCAUUUCCAUUAAUGAUAUAAAUAUUUCAUAAUUUAGAAAUUAGAUGGAGACUCUUUUUUCUGAAAAAUAUAUGCACGCAUUUGAAUUUAUUUGCACCAUGUCGACAGAAUGUAAUUCUAUGUUUGUAACUCGGCCCAAAUAUUAUUUUCAAACUUCUCCUCUACCCUUUGAAAUGUGCACAUUAAAAUAUUAAAACAA